Drosophila bipectinata is the source of this 1373-nucleotide messenger RNA. The record is from RefSeq and is a predicted model, not a curated record. Lineage: Eukaryota; Metazoa; Arthropoda; Insecta; Diptera; Drosophilidae.
AUGGAUAACUUUAAUUUUAGUCUCUCUAGUACUAAGCAUAAGAGUUCUUCCAGGUACGUGCGUACUCCAGAGGAUGUUAAGGCCAUUGUGAAGCAUGCGAAGUUGGACGAGCGGCAACUGACCCAGCUCACCCAGGCGCUGUAUUAUCCUUCGGCGGACGUUGCCUCGGAAAACCUGCGCCUCCUGGAGCUGGACGCACACAUGCUGGAGCAAAUCCGAGACGGCCACACCCUCCAUUUCAAAGGUGGCCUCAACGAGAAGGUAGUGCUCUGCACAGACGAGCGCACGUACGACGUCAAAGGAGCUGAGAUCUCCAACAGUCUUCUACUAGUGCCAGAUCUUAAGUUUGCUGCUGCCACCAGCACCUCACCGCUAAAGAGUCCGAGAACGGGUAACGCCAACGCCUCCCUGGAGAGGAGUUUGAAUGACAGCACUGAGGAUGAGCUGGAGGUACCUCGUACUCUGGAGCAGCGCCCCGUGCUGAAAGUGUUCCAUGAAUAUUUCGAGUGCCGCGAGAUUAAGCCCCGUUUCCGGAAGCUAGGUGAACUACUUCAGUUGACCCGCUAUUCCGGCCCAGAGAACGAGUACUGUAUCGAGAGGAAACUGCUCUUCAGCAUGUCGCAGCUGCUGGACACGGUGCAGUGCAGCCGGGCACAGUUCAUGGAAGGAUUGCGCGUUUAUCGCGCCAUGGAGUUGGAUGGUCAUAUCCGUGUUAUGGAAUACGAGUACGAGUACCGAACCAUUAACUUAAUGCUUGGACUUAUCAGUGAAAAUUCUUGGGCCUUGGACGAGGUCGAAAGGGAGGAAACUAUAACCUCCCUGAAUGGUAUCGCUCCAGAAGAAGUUGUAGCCGGGCUCUUUGACAUCUACACCGUGCCCAGCGAACGUUGUCCGGACAAGUUUCAAUACCAAGAGUCAUUGGUGGCCAGGAUUGUGGCCCAAAACAUUUUGCAGCCAGGAUUGCGGUUCCGCAAUGAGGAGUUCAUGCGAACUUGGCAAGAGGCUCUGCCCGAGGGCAUGGUCUGUGACCUGAAAUACCUCCGUGGCCUGGGAAUCUGCGACAAGGAGGGAGCUCAGCCCUGCAUCCGAUCGCUGGCCGAGGAGCAACUGCCCACCAAUAUCAACGACCGCAUGAAGUCGCUUUUCAAGGCGAAACAGAAAUGGACAUUAAGUGAAAUGGAGCCGUACAUAGAGUGCUUUACUACUCCCACUUUAUCCGUCUCCACAUUGCUGGCCAAACACGCCCGAUCGUUGACUGAAGGAGGUGUUCGUUACUAUGUUUCCAAACAUUGACGAUAAAAUCCACUCGUAGCUUUAUUUUCCUUACGAUGUACAUUAGAUCCAUUAAAAUAGUGUUAAGCUUGUCCUAGGCA